Haliotis rufescens (red abalone) is the source of this 1338-nucleotide messenger RNA. RefSeq names its product splicing factor 3A subunit 2-like. Gene Ontology annotation, biological process: spliceosomal complex assembly. Lineage: Eukaryota; Metazoa; Mollusca; Gastropoda; Lepetellida; Haliotidae. The coding region runs from base 120 to 1115 and encodes 331 amino acids. Gene Ontology annotation, cellular component: U2 snRNP; catalytic step 2 spliceosome; U2-type prespliceosome. Gene Ontology annotation, molecular function: zinc ion binding; nucleic acid binding. The record is from RefSeq and is a predicted model, not a curated record. The transcript has 9 exons.
GGAAGUAGAAUAUUGCGAGACGUAAUGGCGACGUCCAAUGACCCACGCUAAACGAAAAUAUUAAGAAUAAUCGGCGAUAAAUAGCGUACAAUUAAGCUAUUUUCUGACCUUGACCUACGAUGGACUUCCAGCAUCGAGCUGGGGGGAAGACGGGGAGUGGGGGUGUGGCCUCCGCCUCCGAGUCCAACAGGGACCGGAGGGAGCGUCUCCGACAGUUGGCCCUGGAAACUAUUGAUCUGAACAAGGAUCCAUAUUUUAUGAAAAACCAUCUCGGAUCCUAUGAGUGUAAGCUUUGUCUCACACUACACAACAAUGAGGGAAGUUACCUGGCCCACACACAGGGAAAGAAACAUCAAGCCAACUUAGCUCGGAGGGCAGCGAAAGAUGCCAAGGAGGCCCCUGCACAGCCUGCCCCAGAGAAGGCCAAAGUUGACAUCAAGAAAUUUGUGAAGAUUGGGCGACCGGGUUACAAAGUGACAAAACAGCGGGACCCCGACAACGGGCAACAGAGCCUGCUGUUUCAGAUUGAUUACCCAGAGAUUGUGGAGAGUAUGAUGCCGCGGUACCGCUUCAUGGCAGCCUAUGAACAGAAGAUGGAACCCCCAGACAGGCGGUGGCAGUACCUGCUGUUUGCCGCAGAGCCGUACGAAACCAUUGCCUUCAAGGUGCCCAGCAGAGAAGUGGACAAGGACCCCAAGAAACUGUGGACUCACUGGAACAAGGAUACAAAACAGUAUUUUCUCCAGUUUGCAUUCAAGGCCGACCCCAAAGGCAACAUGCCACCCAUGCAGCCUCCUGUUCCUAUGGGUCCUCCUCGGAUGCCUGGCCCCCCACGGAUGCCCCCUCCCCCCAUUCCCCCACCUAUGGGGAUGCCACCUCGACCACCUCCACCGUCAGGCCCUCCCCCUGGCCAACCACCUAAUCAGGGUCCACCCCCAGUACCUCCCCCGUCCAACAUGAUGCCGCUUGGUCCACCCCCUUCUGCACCGCCACCACCCCCCAUGAUGCCCCCAGGCCCCCCUCCUUCAUCUGCUCCACCCCCCUUGGCUCCCCCCUUGGCUCCCCCUGCACCUCCUGCCCCACCUCCACCUCCUCCCCCAAACCCACCAUCUUAAUUAGGGUAUGGUUAGUUUUAAUGUCAAUGAUGGGAAAGGGUAUUUUUCUCAUCUUACGUAUGUGUAUCGCAAUCACUCCUCAAAUUUCAAAGCCUGAAAGUGAGAUUUUUCCGGGAUAAUAAGGGACCUAAGUGAAUAUUUGAUCAUAAUUUUGAAUUCAUUCAUUCAUUGUUAUCACGUAUUCAAAAAAAUACUUUGUACAAAAUAAAAUCAUUCAACAUUA